This is a messenger RNA of Phoenix dactylifera (date palm), 1558 nucleotides long. RefSeq lists its product as uncharacterized. The record is from RefSeq and is a predicted model, not a curated record. NCBI's taxonomy places the organism in Eukaryota, Viridiplantae, Streptophyta, Magnoliopsida, Arecales, Arecaceae.
UAUAAAGCCCACUCCCCAACCAUCAGCUCUCUUGAGCUUUUAAAGAAGGAAGCUCUGAGACUCUGACUGGCAGAUGGCGGUAUCCAUCCGGGCGAAGAGGGUGACUGACCCGCUGGACGACGAGGCGAAGGCCCGCCUCCGCGGCGACGACGAGGCGAAGGCCCGCUGGAUGACCGGCUACGCCGGUAGCAGCAGCGGCAGCGAGCACGAGGCCACCCCUUGUCUCUCCGGACUCGUCCACGCCUUCCUCCUCGAGAGCGCAGCUGGCGCCCCCUCCGCCGCCGCCCCCGGCGGCUACGCCUCCGACGUAGGCGGCGCUUCCGACGACGACGAUGCCGGCGACCGCGCUGCGGCCGCCAAGGAGACUGUUCGGGAUUUGCUCGAUCCGCCGGUGGAGAGGGACCCGUUCCGGGCCCGGCUGGUUUCCGAUGUCCUCGCGGCGGCAGAGGCUUUUGCCGGGGUGAGAAAGAACGGAUCGGCAUUCCGGAGGGCGGUGAUGGCGACGCUGAGGGUGGCGGGGUACAAUGCCGGGAUCUGCAAAGCGAGGUGGGAGAGCUCCGGUGGGGUCACCGCCGGAACCUACGAGUACAUCGACGUGGUGGCGGCGGCGGCGGCGGGGGAGGUGAGGUACAUCGUGGACAUGGAAUUCGCGGCAGAUUUCGAGGUGGCGCGGGCGACGAAGGAUUACAGGCGGGUGCUGGCGGCGCUGCCGAGGGUGGCGGUGGCGCGGACGGAGGCGGUGCGGCAGGUGGUGCGGGUGGUGGCGGACGCGGCCCGCCGAUCCCUGCGGAGCCAGGGGCUACACGUGCCGCCGUGGCGGAAGAGCCGAUACAUGCUCGCCAAGUGGCUCGGGCCGUACCGCCGAACGGUGAACACUCUGCCAUCCUCCGCCGGUGCCCGCAUGGCUGGAGGCGGCGGCGCGGAGGUGAAGUGCCGGACCGUGGGGUUUCCGGAGGCGUCGGCGGGGAGGCUUGUGCCUCGGGCCGGCCGGACGAGGUAGAGGAAAAAGACAAAAGAGGUACUGUUUUCUUGAAUUAGCUAAUGGGGCGGCAGACAAAUUAUUACGUAGAAUUCCUCCACCACGUCAGCUAUAGACCAGCCCAAUAAAAAUUUGGUAAAUAAUUAAUUUUAUCUCAACCCUAACCUCCGGCAUCUCUCUCCGGCCCACGUCUCCGGCCUGAUUGGUGACUGCCAAUUAGCCUACAUGGCAUCCUUCUUCUCAAUAGUGAUGUUCUGUGAGCUAUAUGUUGAAGUUUUGUGAUGAUCAAGGGUUGUAUAGAGGUCUUGUAAUAUGAUGUGCUGAGGAAAUUCUUUCAGAACCUUAUUCCAUUGUUGGGAUAGAUAUGUGAGAACUGGCUACGUGCUAGAAGUUAAAAAUUCAGCUCGUAGAACUUAGGGGGAAAAAAAUCUUCCAUAUGUUGGUUUGUUUAAAAGGAUAUUUUCUGAUUUUAGAUCUAUGGUCAUUGUUUGGAAUUAUUAUCAUGCAAUUGGAUGAAUAUCUUUUCAAGAUCUGUGCAGAUGGAUGAAUAAUCCAAAAUAUCCACUAAUUGCUUUGAGA